Podarcis muralis (Common wall lizard) is the source of this 5084-nucleotide messenger RNA. The record is from RefSeq and is a predicted model, not a curated record. Lineage: Eukaryota; Metazoa; Chordata; Lepidosauria; Squamata; Lacertidae.
AAGUCCGCCCCCCGCAAUCUUCUUAUUCAAACAGCCCCUUGCCAAAAUCACUUGGUUAGGAUGCAGGAGCCUGGUGUCGCCGGCGGGUUAGACCUUGGCCGGGGACGCGCAGUAUCGCCGGGACCCCCCUUUCCGAGCUUGCAAUGGGUCCGUCCCCGCCUGAUUAAAAGCCAGCUGCUCUUAGGCCUCCUUGCGGGCGGUGGGGGGGAGGCGGAUUUAAUUUCUAUCUUCUUUAGAGACGGGGUGGCUGCGCCAAGGCCGAGCGAAGCCAGCCUGGAAAAAGGAGAAGAGAAACCCCAAUCGGGUGCAAAUCCCGGAACGACUCCCCAGGCUUUGCUCUCUCUCCCAUCCUGUCAUGGCUGCUGGUUGCAAGAAGGACCCUGUGAUGGCUGCCCAGUUCCUGCCCAGCUGGGUUCAGGCCCUUGUGUUAACUUUGGAAGCCCUGCACAACGUAGGGCCAGGGUACCCCAGGGACGUCCUCAGCCCUCUACUCCCAGCUCCCUGGCAUCAUUUGCAGGCGUGUUGUUGGCGUCUCCUGAGUUGUCCCCACCUCCAUGCCGAGACUCCUGUGAGGCGGAGGCUGUUGUGGACAUGGCUGCCGGCGCCCGGGCUUUCUCGGAAGGGAAGAUUGCUGGCCUCUAUGACCUGGAGCGCACUUUGGGCAAGGGCCACUUUGCGGUGGUGAAGCUGGCCCGGCAUGUCUUCACGGGGGAGCGGGUGGCUGUCAAGGUGAUUGACAAGAGCAAGCUGGAUGGCGGGGCGGCCGCUCACCUCCUGCAAGAGGUCCGCUGCAUGAAGCUGGUGCAGCACCCCAACGUGGUCCGCCUGUAUGAGGUCAUCGACACCCACGCCAAGCUCUACCUCAUCCUGGAGCUGGGCGACGGCGGGGAUAUGUUCGACCACAUCAUGCAGCAUGAGGGAGGCCUGGGGGAGGAGAAGGCCAAGCACUACUUCGCCCAGAUUGUCCACGCCAUCUCCUACUGCCACCGCCUCCACGUGGUCCACCGGGACCUCAAGCCCGAGAACGUGGUCUUCUUCCAAGAGCAGGGCGUGGUGAAGCUCACAGACUUUGGCUUCAGCAACUGCUUCCAGCCAGGCACCAUGCUAACCACCAGCUGUGGCUCCUUGGCCUACUCUGCCCCAGAGAUCCUGCUGGGGGACGAAUACGAUGCUCCUGCUGUCGAUGUCUGGAGCCUGGGAGUCAUCCUGUACAUGCUGGUCUGUGGGCACCCGCCUUUCCAGGAAGCCAACGAUAGCGAGACGCUGACCAUGAUCCUGGACUGUCGCUACGAGACCCCCCCUCAUGUCUCCUCCGAGUGUGCAGACCUGAUCGCCCAGAUGCUGCAACGGGACCCCCAGAAGAGAGCCUCCUUGGAGCAGAUUGAGAGCCACCCGUGGCUGCAAGGUGUGGACCCUUCCCCUGCCAGCCGCUCCCUCCUGCCUCUGACGUCGCACAGGCGGGUCUCGGAGGAAGAGCACGGCAUCAUAAUCCAAGCCAUGAUGUGCGGCAACAUUGCGGACCGAGAGACCAUCCAGGAAGCCCUGGAGGCCAACCGCUACAACCACGUGACGGCCACCUACUUCCUGCUGGCUGAGAGGAUCCUGCGGGAGAAGCAGGAGAAGCAGAGUCCUGGGGCCAGCCUGGCCUACAACCUGGCACAGCACGUCCAGAGCAGGAGCUCCUUCAGUGCCGUGGGGGACCUCAGCCAACCGUUGCCCACUGCAGGCAAAAGCCCUCAGCUACUGCCCACAACCAAGAGCGCCCUGGAGGCCUUUGCAGAGCAUUCUGGGAAGUCCCUUCUGUCCUUCUCUGCGCUGGGGGAGGACGAGUCACCUUCCAGCUUCCACGGGUGCGGGCAGCCCAUCAGAGCCCUGAUCCGGCCCUCACUCAUCGAGACCCCCAUUGCCAAGAGCACCCCCGCCCUGCAGCAGAUUUCAGAGGAGGAAGAGGAAGAGGAGGAAGAAGAGGAGGGGAAGCCUGGCCUGUUCCGCAGGAGGACGUCUUCCCUGAACCAGGAGCAGAUGAGCGACUUCCAGAGUGCCAAGGCUUCCUUGCUCUUCUGCCGGAGUCUUGCGUCCCACAACAAAACAGGGAAGGCUCUCGGCCCAGGAUUCCCCAAGGCCCGUGGCGGCCCGGAGCCUCAAGGGCCUGAGGGUGGCCUCUCCCUGGCAGCGCCACAGAGGCCUCCAUGCCCGCAAGGCGAACGGGAGGAAGGCACGGGCACUCAGGUGGGCAGCAGCCUCUGCCUGCCACAGGAGGUGGGCCCAGAAAUGCCAGCAGAAGGAGGCCCAAGAGGCAGUUCUUGGAUGGGCGGCGAGGAGAGGAGGAAGGGCAGUGCCAUCUUGGAGGCAGUGGGCAGAAGGGAGCAGCCCCCAGGGAAGGAGGAAGAGGCCAACAACAACACCCCCCCAGGGAAAGGAGGCGCUGGAGAGGGGGAGGAAGAAAGACUCUUGAAGAAAGAGCACGGGCCACAGAAUGACGAUGAGACUCUGGCUCAGGGCAGCUGUUGCCAGAGAGCUGUUGGGAUGAGCCCAGCCUCAGACCCGGAAGGCCAAUUCCGAAAAAGCCCUGAGAUGGGACCAGCCCAGAGGCCGAAGCAGGACGGCCACCGGAACGGCAGUGGCAGUGAGGGCCUGGCAGACGUGAUCAAGCUGGACCCUGCCAAGGGCAAGAACACCAACCUGAAGGACCGCAUCCUGCAGUUCCCGCUCUGCGAGAAGGCCCUCGCGUUCCGGAUGCGGCCCGCCUCCAAGGAGAGCCUCCUCUCUCUGGGACAGUUCAACUGUUGCCACGUCAUCUGAGCCGUGCGUCUGCAUCUGAAAGAGAGGGAUGUGGGCCGAGGAGGGGGAUGGCGGCGUUGGUGGAAAGGGCAAGGCCCCCAGCCAGAGGGCCUCGGGUCGCUCCAUUCCCAUCAUCCUCUGCUCCCAGUGAAUGGCUGCCACCAUCCUGCCCACCCGCCUGCCUGCCUGCCUGAGAAUUGCAUUUAGACUCUCGCUCUGUAUAUCUGCUUGAAUCGGGUGAACCAAAUGGCUGCUCCUCUCCCUCUCCCCCCUUGUCCCAGCUGAUGCUGUCCAAAGGCCACAGCCCCCACCCACCCCCUUAGUUCACUGCAUGCUGAACCUAAAUCUCCACCCAAGACCAGGGUGUGGGUGUUUGUGUGCCCAGAGCUUCACAACAGCAAAUCGGCAGUUCCGAUUCCGCUGGGAGCUCUGGGGUAGCUCAGCUGGAGAGAGGCCAGUGGGUCUAUGGAGGCCUGUUUCCUCCUAUGUCCCCCUGCUAGAGGCCAAGGGUGCCUGUCGCAGAGGCAAAAUGGAUGUCCCUGGUCCUAAAGCUGACAGAGGCGUUGUGGGUGGAGAUUCUUUCAACCUCCUUUACAGUGGCCAAAGGGCAACCUUUCUCUCCCACCACCCCAGCAAGGCUCCCCACGUGAGUCUUGCCACGUGGGUCCCUGCAGGUUUACUUGUCCUAAACAGGUCAGCUUCAACGGCCGCCUUUCUUGCCCCUAAGGCCAACUCAGAUGGAAGCCAUGUUGCUCCCGGCCACCUUUGCUCUGCUUCCAAGCCCCGGCCACCAACUGCUGCUUGGCUGUGCCUGUCGAGGCAUCCCAGAUUGUGACUGUCUGAGCUGAGCUCCCGGAUGCUGCUUCCCCUUUCCUGCCAGGGAGGGACCAAAAAGCCAACUCUGGCCUGCAUUUGCUAGUGGCUACCUUUGCUUUAAGCUGACGUGGCAAGCUUUGUAGUUGCAAAUGGGCAGCAGACCCAGGCCUGGACUCAAGCUCCUCUUCAGGUGCCCUGGGAAGGCCCCUGGCUGCCUCUCCUCCUCCCUGGGCUAGGAGUCCAACAGUGUUGGCUGGCCGAGGCCGCCUCUUCCCACCCCAUCACCUCCCAGUCCAGCUCCGUUUUGGAAUCAGAGCCAGGCUGCGGGGAGGUGCAGAUCAAGCACCAAUCUGAGGUAAAAAUUAGACACACACACCAAGUGGGGUAGGACAACUCCUGAGCACCAAUGCCAAAAGCGGCUACUGAUUUCACCCACCUCUCCUGUGGGCCAGGUGACUGAGGUUGUGGGACUGCACCCAUGGCAGGGCUGAGAGCGCCCCCCUCUUGGUCUUUCCUAACUGCUGGGUGUGGGUCCAGAAGGGGUGCUGAUGGGGCUCUUGCUUUGCCUUUAUGAAGGCAUCCCUCUCCGUUAGCACUAUCCAUGUUGUUUUUGCCCUGCCCCUUAUGGACUAGCUGCUUGGUUUGAGUCCCUGCUGGCCUGUGCAUUGGAAGGAGCCCCUGCACCUGGCUGUGAGCUGCCUGCCUCUUUCUGGCCAGUCCCCCUGGACCGCUUUCCGAGGAGCCGCAUGCAUUUCUCUUCCAAAGCAUCCCAGCUCUGCCAAGCCUGAAGAGGUGAGGUUUUUAUAGCAAUUGAAAUAUUUUUUAAGAAUAGUCUAUUUUAAUGUAACAUAGAGAAGGCUCUGUAUCCCUUUCCCCCGCAAGCCCAGGGGUUUCCCUGGGCAGCAAAUGCACUUUUUAGGAGUCAACUAGCCAUGCUCUUCUCCCUGCCUGUUCCUCCCUCCCCCCCCCCAUUUGCCAGCAAUGUUGCCCCUACUUCCCUUCCCUUUUUCUUCUGUCCUCCUGAAGGACUUUGCCAGUUCGGGUGGGCUGGAUGAAGGAGGGCCAAAGGACGAGGAUGCCACCACAGAGGAUGGCUCCUGGCCAUGCUGGGAGGGACUUCUGUGUGUGUGUGUGUGUGUGUGUGUGUCUGUGUGUGCGCGCUCGUGUGCAUCACAUACACCCCCCUCCCCAUUGCGUUCCUCCCUCCUUCCCCCCUUGAAGUGCUGCCAAUCCUCAUCCGCCUCCCCAUUUAUGCCCUACACCAAAACCUCCAUCUUCUCUCUGAAACUCUUCCAGGAAAAUAAGCUUUCUGUGUAUUAUUAUUAUCAUUAUGUUAUUAUUGUUAUUAUUAUUAUUAUCAUCCUUCUUUCUUGCUGGCAAGAAAUGAAUUGGGGAUUUGAUUGCUGAGCUCCCACUGGGUUCUGUAUCAAGUGCACUGACUGGAUCUAAGGCAGCAAGUGGAGUCCAAUAAAAUGGCUGUGCUGGAC